This is a messenger RNA of Rotaria sordida, 2943 nucleotides long. Lineage: Eukaryota; Metazoa; Rotifera; Eurotatoria; Philodinida; Philodinidae. The record is from the annotation of a GenBank genome assembly.
AUGUCAAUAUCAAAUAAUCGAUCUUUGGAAAGAGAAAUUUUCUAUAAUUGUACAUUGCCAAGAUUUGGUUCGUUAUGUCAAUAUGAAAUUAACUAUGUUCAUAAAAACCAUUCAUCUCUAUAUGAUAUGAUCAAUGAUUACUAUGAAGAGCGAUACGCCAGUCUUGAUGUAAACUGUUAUACUCAUUUACAAUGUAAUCGUGGUCCAUCACCAGCUUGUUUGGAUUGGAGAGAGAUUUGUGAUGGUCAAGUUGAUUGCAUUGAUGAUAAAGUGGAUGAAAAAGAUUGUUGGAAAAUUGAAAUUCAGGUAUGUCAAGAUGAUGAAUUCCAAUGCUCGAAUGGACAAUGUAUACCUAUGGCUUUUCAUUAUGAUGAUAAUACUACGAAUGAUUGUGUUGACACGACAGAUGAAGAUGGAUUGACCGAACUCAAUACGGAUAAUCAAACAACUGGUAUUAGACCAUCAGGAAUUAUUCGACUUCCACAGCGAUAUGAACUUAUGAUGAACAGAAAGAAUCCAUGUUCUCGAGGUAUUCAAUUACGGGUUUGGCUCAAUGAGCAAAAUAAUUCAAUAACAAAUACAUGUCUUUGUCCGCCUAGUUAUUAUGGUAAUCAUUGUCAAAAUCAAAAUCAACGUGUCAGUUUAACUAUGGCAUUUCGAGUAAUGUCUGAUUCUCGAUCAACAUUAUUUGCAAUUAUAAUCUCACUGAUCGAUGAUAGUGAACAAAGAAUUAUUCAUUCAUACGAACAAUUGAGUUAUUUAUCGGUUAGAAAUUGUAAAGCUAAAUUUAAUGUCUAUUUAGUUUAUUCAAAUCGACCAAAAUCUCAAACAAGAAAUUAUUCAAUACAUAUUGACAUUUAUGAAAAAAUUUCGCUAAAUUAUCGAGCAAGUUUCUUAUAUCCAAUUAAAUUUCCAUUUUUACCAGUUCAUCGUCUAGCAUUUAUUGUUAUUAUUCCAAGUUCAAAAGACUUUAUUGAAAGUUGUUCAAAUUCAAAAUGCAUUCAUGGCAAAUGUAUUAUAUAUUCGAAUAGUCGAGAUCAUUCUACAUAUUGUCAAUGUAAUGCAGGAUGGUCUGGUCAAUAUUGUACUAUUUCAUAUAAUUGCAACUGUUCAUCUGACUCAAAAUGCAUUGGUUUAUCUUCUCAUAAUCGAUCUAUAUGCGUCUGUCCAAUGAAUAGAUUUGGCUAUCGAUGUCUUCUUACUGAUCCUAUCUGCCAAAGAAAUAAUCAUUCGAUGUGUUUAAAUGGUGGUACAUGUAUCCCUGCUGAUGAAUAUGCAUUACCACAUAAAAAAUUUUAUUGUAUUUGCCCAAUAGGUUAUAUUGGUGAACAAUGUGAAAUUGCCGAGAAGAAAAUUCAUAUUUCAUUUGAAAAGAAUAUUAUUAUAUCUCAAGUAAUAUUUAUUCAUUUGUUAGAAAUUAUUAAAGAGAUGAACCCAAGAAGAUCAACUAUUUUAAGAACAGUGCCUAUUCAACAAGAUUCCGUAACAAUUUAUUGGUCUUUGCCAUUUCAUCUGAUUUUUAUUGAAUUUAAAAAUAAAAAUUAUUAUCUAGCUGCUAUUGAACGAACACAGAAUCGAUCGGCAACAUAUUUCACUAUGGUAAAAUCAUCUGAUCAUUGUCCAAAUAUUAAUCAAUUAUUUAAUAAAACAUUCGUUCAAAUGCAUAUUAUUCGUCGUAUUAAAUAUUAUCACCUACCAUGUCAACAACAUUCAUUAAAUUUUUCUUGCUUUUAUGAUGAUAUUUAUCUUUGUUUCUGUUAUAAUUUCGAAAAACAACGUCUAGCAAACUGUUUUGAAUUUAAUCAUAGUAUGACAUCUAAUUGUUUUGGUCAAAGUGUUUGUGAAAAUGGAGGACAAUGUUUUCAAGACAGUCCUACUUGUCCACAACGAACAAGUUGCAUUUGUCAACCAUGUUUUUAUGGAAUAAGAUGUCAAUUUAGUUCAAAUAGAUUUGGUUUCUCACUUGAUGGAAUUUUAGGUUAUUAUAUUCAACCAAAUAUUGAUGUUAUACAUCAAUCAUCUAUGGUCAAAAUUAGUUUGGCUUUAACUAUUAUUUUUAUAACAAUUGGUUAUAUUAAUGGAAUAUUAUCUUUCAUUACAUUCAAUAAUAAAAAAAUAUGUGAAGUUGGCUGUGGUCUUUAUUUAUUAACUUCAUCAAUAACGACUUUAUUCACAAGUACAAUGUUCGGACUAAAAUUUUUGAUACUUCUUCUUGCACAAAUGAAAAUUAUUACAAAUCGUUUAUUUUUGCAUAUUCAAUGUUUAUCUAUUGAUUUUCUCUUACAAGUUUUUCUCAAUAUGGAUCAAUGGUUAAAUGCUUGUAUUGCUGUUGAACGAGCAGUUGUAACCAUAAAUGCGAUUGGCUUUCAAAAAAAGAGAAGUAAAAAAAUAGCUAAAAUAGUUAUCAUUAUUCUUUCAAUCUUCAUUAUUUCUACUUGUAUUUGUGAUCCAUUUUAUCGACGUUUAAUGGAUGAUAAAUUCGAUGAUGAUAGCAGAAUUUGGUGUAUUACUUCUUAUUCAUCGAAUUUACAAACGUUCAAUAUGUUUAUACAUGCAUUUCACUUCUGUACUCCAUUUGCUAUUAAUCUUGUCUCGACUGUGGUUCUCAUCUUAAAAACAUCUCAUCAACAAGCAAAGACUCGAACAAAUACAAAAUACAUAGCAAUUUUUAUAGAACAAAUUCAAGUACAUAAGCAUAUAUUGGUUGCUCCUUUUGUAAUAGUUAUACUUGGAAUACCACGUUUAGUCAUUGGAUUUGUAUCAAAAUGUAUGAAUUCAAACAAUGAUGCAACAUUUUAUCUUAUUGGAUAUUUUGUUUCAUUCAUUCCACCUAUGCUUACAUUCAUCAUUUUUGUAAUGCCAUCGAAGUUUUAUAAAGAACAACUUGGUAACGUUUGGACUAAUAUCAAGACUAAAAUUAAACGAAAUUUUACUUCUCUUUAA